This is a messenger RNA of Penaeus vannamei (Pacific white shrimp), 4724 nucleotides long. It is a transcript of the gene Tmtc4, whose product is annotated as Transmembrane O-mannosyltransferase targeting cadherins 4. The record is from RefSeq and is a predicted model, not a curated record. Gene Ontology annotation, cellular component: endoplasmic reticulum. Gene Ontology annotation, biological process: protein O-linked glycosylation via mannose; endoplasmic reticulum unfolded protein response. Lineage: Eukaryota; Metazoa; Arthropoda; Malacostraca; Decapoda; Penaeidae. Gene Ontology annotation, molecular function: protein binding; mannosyltransferase activity.
CGCCCCCCUGGGUAAGGGAGGGAGAUGUUUGCCCCGCCGGUGGGUUCAAAGGGAGGUUUGGGGAUGGCGUGAGGAGGCUGCGGCUCGUCUGGAGGAGUUUUAAGGAGGGAACAAAGGCCAACGGGGGUGGAAGGGAUAACGCCCCGAGAGGAACGUCGGCAUCGCUAGCAUCUUUCAUCUCCGAUUUAUCUCGUGCAGCCGGGUAACGCAAGAUGGUGUGCGGUGGAAUGUGCCGUGCCUGGGAUGGGGAUCACCACAAAGUGCGAGAGAAGAAUGGAACAGACAAGGGAGCCGGAAUGAUGAAAUCACUGCAGGUGACGUCGCCAAGCUCUUGGGACGAGGAUGUUCCUGCGCCAGAAUUGCCAUACCCUGCUGCAGCACUCCUGGUAGGCAUCUGCGCAUGUGUCUGUUUCGUCAACUCUCUCUCGGGCGACUUCGUAUUUGAUGACUCGGAGGCAAUUGUGAACAACAGCGAUCUCAGAGGGGACACUCCUCUCGCCAACCUGUUCCACAAUGACUUCUGGGGCACCCGGUUAACACAUCCAUCCAGUCACAAAUCAUACAGGCCUCUGACUGUUCUCUCCUUCAGAUUAAACUACUCAUGGGGAGCACUGGACCCCUUCAGUUACCAUGCAGUCAAUGUUGUUGUACAUUGCCUUGUCAGCAUAAUGAGCCUUAGGGUCUUUUAUGUCGUGUUUGGUAACGGUGCUCCACGGGCUGCCAUCUUGUCGGCCAUACUCUUCGCCACUCACCCCAUUCACACUGAGGCGGUUUCUGGCAUCGUGGGUCGCGCUGACCUCCUAUGCGCUCUCUUUGUCUUUGUCUCUCUUCUAAGCUAUGUCCGGGCAGUGAAGGAGAUGUCAGGAACCAUGUCAUACAGAUCUCGGCACACUAUUUUGUAUCUCCUGAUGACAGCAGGAUCAACUGCAACAGCAAUGCUUUGCAAGGAAGUUGGUAUAACAGCUUUGGGUGUCUGCAGUGCCUAUGAUGUCCUAUUGGCUCAUGGUGGCAUCAUUGGUCGCACUAUUAUAUCAGUUAUUGUUGGACAUAAUCAGCGAGCUUUGGCUUUUUGGAGAAAUCUGCCAGCUGGGAUCCUGCGAGGGCUGAUGUGGAGACAUAUACUACUGGCGGUGACUGGCAUAGCAUUGCUGGCAGCCCGCUGGGUUGUCAUGGGGUCAACGGUACCAAGGUUCAUGAAGGUGGAUAACCCUGCCUCCUUCCUGGAUAGUGUCGUCUUCAGGAGUUUGAACUAUCAAUAUACAUACAGCCUGAACGCCCUUCUGCUCGUUCUUCCAAUAUGGCUUUGUUUUGAUUGGUCUAUGGGCUGCGUGCCAGUAAUAGUAAACUUCAGUGACCCGCGAUUGCUGGCCCUCCCCAUCCUGUGGUUCUCCUUUGUCAUGUUGCUGAGGAGGGGAAUGGCCCAGGGCAGAGCCAGCCAGACGUCGAGAUGUGUUCUGAUGGGAUUGGCUCUGGGAAUAGUGCCCUUCUUGCCUGCAUCGAAUCUCUUCUUCCGCGUAGGAUUUGUGAUAGCAGAACGCGUGCUCUAUCUCCCCGCAGCCGGAUUUUGCAUCUUGGUGGUUACAGGCAUGCGGGAGCUCAGUGCUGCCGGGCAUGUUAGUAAGAGGGUGCUCCAAGUCGGCUACGUAUUAUUGGUGGUUGUGUUUGUUCUGAGGUGCCAGCAGAGAAGCCGCGAUUGGUUGACCGAAAAACAGCUCUUCAGCUCUGGACUGGAUGUGUGUCCACUUAAUGCAAAGGUUCAUUACAACAUGGGGAAAGUAGCAGCAGACAAUGGGGAUGUGUUUGAAGCUGUGAGUCGAUACAGAGAGGCCCUUCGGCUGAACCCCGACUAUGACCAAGCCAUGAAUAAUCUAGCCAAUAUUCUAAAGGACCAAGGACAUCUAGACGAGGCAUUACAUCUCCUCCAACAAGCAACGACACUGAGACCAGAUUUUGCCGCAGCUUGGAUGAAUUUGGGGAUCGUUCAGGCAUCACUGGGCGAUCAUUCCUCAGCAGAGACCAGCUAUCUCACUGCACUGACACACAGAUCUGUGUACCCAGACUGCCUGUACAACCUGGGCAAUCUGUACCUUGAGAAGGGUGACCACAGUGCUGCCUUGGCCACCUGGACCAAUGCCACUUCCCUCAAGCCCUCCCUGGCAGUGGCUUGGACCAACAUGCUGAUUCUGCUGGACUCACAGGGCCUCUACCAGUCAGCAAUUGAUGUGGCUGACAAGGCACUCAGGCACCUACCGAGUGAGCCAGCCUUGCACUUCAACCUGGCCAAUACCUUAGGCAAGCUCAGCCGCUAUGAGGAGUCUGAGUCGCACUUUCUGCUAGCCACCAAUCUGGAUCCAGGCAAUGCCAACUACUGGGCCAACCUAGGGGUCCUGUACCACCGAUGGAGAAAGUAUGAGCAGGCUGAGAAGUCCUACCUCCAUGCCCUCAAGCUCAACCCUACCCUGAAGAGUGCACAGGACAACCUCAACAUGCUGCUCAAGGCCACUGGCAAAAUAUAUAGAUAGCACAAGAUAAGGUCAAGUAAAUUCUAGUGAGGCCUUGUGUCCUCAAACUAGUUGGAGAUUUGGGAAGGGAAAGGCAAUGUAGCAUGGAGUCUGAGAGGUGCAUUGUGGUAAGGCCAGGAGUGGGUAUGUUUAGUAUGUUUUCACAAAUUUGAUAAAUGAAGAAUCAUGGACUUGGGUCUUUGCUCUACUGAAGUGUUAUGUGAGGAUGACCAGGAUUUUAUACUUGUGGGAGUAAUUUUGACAUAAACAAGUUUUAUCUUUGGAGAUGUCAAAAAAAUUUCCAUUGUGUGCAUAGUUGCAUUAUCACUAACAGAUAAGACUUGGAAAAGUAGGAGUACCCAGUCAUACCAUAUCAUUCCGUGCAUAGAUAUAUUGAUACCUCAGUGUUAAAAGGGAAAUGUGCUGUCAUUGAUAUAGAGCUAAUUUAGAUAUUGCUUUUACUUAUGCUCACUGUUGAUUUCUUUGAAGCAGUUUCACGCUUAUCACUAGCCCAUAUAAGUUGCAUUGAUUGCUCUGCAACAAAACUGCAGAUCCUUUCUAUAUGUGACUGAAUUAUGUUUGGUCUGGUGCCAUAUUUUCAAGUUUUUAUAUGUAUUUGUAUAUACAUGUAAACCUUAAUAACAGAUUCAUUGUAGUUUAUUUUUAUUUUUUCUUAAUACUGUGUCAUGAAUCUGUGCUAGUGUUCUUAUUAUUACUGUGGUGUUUAAGUCCAAUAAGGCCUGGAGGACUUGAGAUGUGCCAAGACAUUCUGUGUUAAUAUAAAGUUCAAUUAAAAAAGAAAGGCAACUGCUUCUGUAAAGGAGUGCUCAACUAAUAGGUCUGUUGUUUAGAGGAUUAUUGUUUUAAUUCUUGGAAGGGGUGGUAUAAUUUAAGGAGUCAUCUUUCUUUUUACUUUUUGAUGGGCAUUAAACUCUAGGUAGGAGAAUCUUGGCUUUAGAUGUUAAUUACUUAUUUUACAGGGAACAACAGGUGUCAUAUUUAUGUAAUUGUACAUAAAAACCUGUGGUAGAUCUCUAUUGUCGUAAAAUGGUUACCCUGAAGAACCGAGAAAAGUCAGUACUUACAUCUGCAAUAUGUUGAUUCUCAGUGUGAAUUAUGCUCAUUUGCUACAUAGAAAAGACAUACUCCAUUGCCAUGCUUAUUGCCCCCUUGACAUACUCUAUUGUUCAAUGUAAUUUGAUGUGCUCCACCAUCUUGUAGGUGGUGGAUAUGUUUAUUUUUUUCAGUGAUAUAUUAGUAGGAUCCUUUGAAUAAGCAGUGACAAAGUUGAAGUAUGAAAAAAAAACAUUUGGAAUGUGUCAGUGUUUGAUAUAAAAUAAGCUGUUUUUGUAUCAGUGACACCACUGAUAUAUCAGGAGAAUUUUAGCAAAGAUAGAAGUGGAUUUCACAACGGUACCUUUCUUUAGUAAAAGUUUGUAAAACAUGGUUUGCCAUUCAUGCUAACUUUUAAACAUCACUGAAACUAAGGUAUUGGCAGAUUGUGAUAAAAUUGAACAAGGAAUGAAAGACAAUUUUGUCUCAACAUUACGUCACAUAAUUGCAGAGGCAAUUGCAGGAAGUUGCCUAUACAAACACUACUUAAUACUGGGCAGUCAGAAUUUAUGGAAUAUAUAGUGCUUUCUGUUAUCUGAAGAAGCAUGAACAGGGUUUUAUUGCUCUUUCAUUAUUUUAAGAACUGAUAUCUGAUUCUGUUUAUAUAUAUAUAUAUUUUUUUUCUUUCAAUUAGUUUGCAUUACUGAAAGGGAAGCUUGGGUUGUUUCAGCAAUCUUUAUCAUAUGCUUAUAAUAAUUAUUGUCUUUUCAUACACAAACAAGAAGCCUUGGUUGAACACCCUCAUUUAUGGUAGCAGCUUAUCUGAAUGCUGUAGCUAAUGCACAGGUGACAAGGGUAAUGGCAACUGUUUUGUGCAGCUCUUUGAAUGCAGUAAUUAGAUGUUAUUUGUGAACUUAAAGCUAAUUUAGGAACUUCAUCAGUUAAAAUUUGAUUAUUAUCAAAGUGAUAAACCCAGUGUUAGGAAAUAUUGUAAAGUGUAAUAGGAGUUUAGAUAUGAAAAUUAAAACACGGAGGUGUUUCAGAAACUAUGAAUUACUGAAAUGUAUUAUUGAAUACAUUGAAUUGUAGCCAUCCAUAAUUCUGCUGCUCAAAAAGCUGUAGCUUAGCAAAGGUUAAGGAUAUAUGUAUGUAUGUAUAUCUAUCUAUCUA